AUGGAAACAGGUUUGCUGGCGAAUCAUAAACUGAAAAAUGUUGGAAGCGGAGAUCCCCCUCCUUCGUCUCACCAUCACACACCUCCACAGCAGCAACAGUCGCAACCAUUCAAUCAAUUCCAACAGCAUCACCACCGUCAAAUCCAAAAUAACACCAAUAACCAGCAGCCUGUACAAGGAGACUUUGCGAAUCGACAGCAUGGUGGUAAAGAGAAUAUUUUGGGUAACCAAGUCGAACGCCAUCAGCAAUCGCUGAAUAAAAGUAACGAGGAAGAUCAGCCGUGCAAAGCAGGGGGGGAUCGGAUGGGCAGCAGGUACGACCACGCCAACUUAGGACCGACGAGUAACAACAACAACAACAACACCGCCAACAACAACCAGUCUCAAGGUGGGAACAGUUCAGUUUCUGAGUUUAAUAAUUAUUAUGGGAAUGGAAGAGGAGGGCCUUGCUUUGAUCAACAUGGCGGACAACAAAGCCCUGGGACGGCUAUAAUGCAUUCGGCACAGAACAACAUGGAUCAAGUACAAAACUCCCACGAAGGGUACCACAACAGUCCGUAUAACCACUAUCCGAACUACCGACCUGGAUACGGUGGCACUGGAUAUGGUAUGAUGAGUCCAUCACGACAAGGGAACAUGAUGGGCCCUGGUAGCAAUUCGGCUGCAGCUGCUACUCAUGGCAAAUCUGCCAUGGCUGCUGCCUCUGCUUCUGGGGGUGGUGGAAAUGUUGGGGGAUUUCAGAGAUUUCCAGGUCAAAGUCAGCAGCAUCCUUCUGGAGCUACCCCGACUUUAAACCAGCUUCUGACAUCUCCGAGUCCUAUGAUGCGAGGUUAUGGCGGUGGCUACCAAGAUUACAAUAAUCCCACCGCACAACAACAAUCAAGCAUGGGUCUAAGUAAAGACAUGAGCUCCCAAUACAGCCCUGCGACUCAUGUUUGGGGAGGACAACAAAGAAAUCACCCAGCAAUGAGCCCUGGGAACAACGGACAAGGAAGCAUCAGAGGCCAGGUUGCACCCAUGGAUGCCAUGACGAUGAAACGCUCUCAGCUCUAUGGAAUGGGCAGCAGCCCUUAUUCUCAGCAGCAGCCAGGUGGGGCUUACCCUGGCCAGCCGUACGGAUCGCCUGCUCCUCAUCGCUACCCUAUGGGAAUGCAGGGGCGGGGCCAAGUGAGCAUGGGAGGAAUGCAAUAUCCUCAGCAGCAGCAGAUGCCAGGCCAGUAUGGUCAGCAGGGCAUGGGGGGUUAUUGCCAGCCAGGCCAGCCUCCCUAUUUUAGCCCCCCGCAGCAACAGCAGCAGCAGCAGCCGCCUGCCGCCCCCACCCAGAGUCACUACAUGCAGCCGCGUCCUCCCCCCCAGCAGGAUGCUCCUCAGGAGGGCUAUGGCGGCAGGGGCCAGCCUGCUAUGACUCCUGGGAAGGUCAACCACGAUGACAUGGGCCUGGGUCAGCACGACAGGCCAUCCAGCCUACCUGACCUGUCUGGCUCCAUCGACGACCUGCCAACGGGCACCGAAGCUGGUCUCAGCUCAGCGGUUAGCGCCUCUGGUUCUACUAGCAGCCAGGGCGAGCAGAGUAAUCCAGCUCAAUCGCCUUUCUCCCCCCACGCCUCACCCCGCCUCUCUGGCCUGCGCAGUGGACCGUCACCCUCUCCCGUCGGCUCUCCCGUCGGCUCCAACCAGUCACGUUCUGGACCUAUAUCUCCUGCCAGUGUACCAGGUACACAGAUGGCUCCGCAGACCCCAGGGAACGUGUCUGACGUUGGAUCCCAUUCAACCCUCAGUCAGUCACCCAUGUCUCAGGAGAGGGGGUUUCCACCUAGCAUGCAGAGGAACGCCCCUGGCUCUCAGUUUGGCCCCCAGCAACCUGGACCUCCCAUGUCCCCACACCCCUCCCCAGGUGGCCCCAUGCACCACAGUAUGGGUCCUUAUCAGCAGGGCGGCCCUUCUUACGGACCCCAGGGCGGUCCGUAUGGCCCCUCAGGUAACUACCCCCGACCACCCAAUUAUGGUGGAGCACCCAGUGCUAACUAUAGCGGCCCUGGGCCGGGCAUGGGAAACAGCCUGGGCAUGAAUGCCAGUGGCCCGAUGCAUGGGCAGGGCCCCGGGCAGCCCUGUGGCUCCAUGCCUGCGGGGAGAGGGCCAGGCCAGGCGGCAGGUAGCCGUCAGUAUCCUGCAGGGUCCGGCAGCGUGGCGCCCACUUCUCCCAGCAUGCCUCAGACGGCCGGCCCGGGAAUGGGCCCCCCGCCACCCAACGUCGGACGUAAACCCCACGACAGCACUUCGGCGGCCUCACAGACCCCCACCGCGUCUGGACAGGGCAGACAGGGUGGAUACCCUGCACCCCCCAUGGGCGGGAUGGGUCCUGCUGGACCCUACAACCAGCCACCUGGCAGCACUUCGGGCAGAAUGACCCCCCAGGGCCCGCCCUACAACCCCCCACCCUCAGGACCCAUGGUGAUGGCAGGAGAUGGCAUGGUGUCCGCUGACCCCAAGCUGCGGGCAGACCACAAAGAGGAAGGGGGCAUGACCAGCACAGAACCACCCAAACCCAAGGACAGCUACAGCUCUCAGUCUAUGUCCCAGCCCCCCACCCCCUCCCCUUUGUCCCCCAGCCCUGCUAGUCUGUCCUCUUAUCAGGGGGAUGACAGCGAUAGCAUUAGCAGUCCUGCCUGGCCAAAGAACCCCAGCAGCCCUAAGCACAGCUCAGCCACCAUGACCAAUGAGAAGAUCACGAGGCUAUAUGAGAUGGGCUGUGAGCCUGAAAGGAGGGCCUGGGUGGACCGUUAUCUGGCCUUUAUGGAGGAGAGGGGCACACCUGUGCCCAACCUGCCUGCAGUGGGCAAGAAGCCCCUGGACCUUUGUCGCCUCUACCUGUGCGUGCGUGAAAUUGGAGGCUUGGCCAUGGUGAACAAAAAUAAGAAAUGGAGGGAGCUGUCCACUCAUUUGAAUGUGGGUACGUCCAGCAGCUCAGCCAGCUCUCUGAAGAAACAGUACAUCCAAUAUCUGUUUGCCUAUGAGUGCAAGGUGGAGCGUGGAGAAGAGCCUCCGCCCGAUGCCUUCAUCAUGGGAGAUGGCAAGAAACAGCAGCCGCAACAGGCCAAGGUCCAACCGCCAUCACCCGCUAACUCUGGGUCACUUCAGGGCCCCCAGACGCCCCAGUCAACAGGCAGCAGCUCCAUGACAGAAAUGCCACCAGACCUGAAGCCACCCACCCCAGCCACCACACCCCAUGGACAAAUCACUCCUCAGCAAGGAGCCAGGAACAGUGGUGUCAGUUUGGCUGACCCUUUCUCAGAGGGCAGUGAUCCUGCCUUCCACAAACGUGGCACCAUGCCUCCUGGGGCUCCAUACCAGCAGGGCACAGCUGGUGAUGCCAAUAUCAGAAUGCAGUAUGAUGCCAACAAAGAUCACUAUGGACCCCCCAGGAAGGGUGGCACUGAGCCUUUCAUGCCAGGGCAGAUGCCCAGCAGCGGUAUGCAGGAUAUGUACCCGCGUGGACCUCCAUCUGGCUUGGGAAUGGGCCCUCGACCACAGUACCCCUACAGUCCUGGCUUUGAACGCAGGCCAGACCAUGUAAUGGGGCUGGAAGGAGGAAUGGCACCACCUGGGGGUCAGAACAACAUGGUUCCUUCCAACAGUGAUCCAAGCAUGUACCCUGUCAAUCGAUACCCUUCCCAUCAAAGACAUGGUCAUGAUGGUUAUGGCCAGCAGUAUCCUCAUGGCAUGCCAUAUGGUGCACAUGGAAUGUACCCUCAGCAGCAGGGCUACAAACGGCCAGUGGAGGGCAUCUAUGGCCCGCCAUCCAAGCGGCAUGAGAGUGAGGCUUACGGCAUGCAGUAUGGCGCUGGCCAGCAGCCUGACAUGUAUGGCCAGUAUGGUGGCCCUGGAUACCCAGAUCGCAGCAGAGCCAUGCAGGGCCAGUUCCCUUACCCGUAUGGCCGAGACCGCAUGGCUCCUUCCAGUCAAGGACCUCCCCAGCACAGCAUGAUGAGUGGAGGUCCUCUCCCCUCCUCUGCUGCUGCUCCCACUGGAGGACCCCAAGGGGGCAUGUGGCACCCUAGGACUGAUAUGGGCUAUCCUUACCCAGGCAGGCAGGUUCACGGUGCCCCUUAUCCUUCCAUGAGCAGAGCAGAUGACCCUGAGGCAAGGUCAGGCCAAGAUGGUCAGUGGCCUGCUCAUCCCGGUCAGCGUCAAUCCCCAUACCCACCACCUUCCUCAUCCUCCUCUUCCUCUUCUUCCAGCCCUAUGCCAACAAUGCCCAGCCGGCAGCCCCCAUCCUCCUACCAGUCACCUCCAGCAAUGCCCAACCACAUCUCUCGUGCCCCAAGUCCAGCACCCUUCCCCCGGUCCAUUGGUGGUUCUAUGUCCCCCAACAAAGCGCACUACAUGCCCUCCAUGAAGAUGCCCAAGCCGGGGGUUCCUGGAUCCAUUCCAUGCUCUCAGAGUGGGGGACUUCCUGGCCAGGGCCUCCAAACCAUCCACCGGGAGGUCAGCUUCCCCCCUGGUUCCGUGGAGGUUACCCAGCCCCAGCUGAAGCCUCGGCGCAGGAUCACCUCCAAGGAUAUUGGUACACCAGAGGCCUGGCGGGUAAUGAUGUCUUUGAAGUCGGGCUUGCUGGCUGAGAGUACUUGGGCCCUGGACACCAUAAACAUCCUGUUGUAUGACGACAGUACAGUGGCCUCUUUUACUUUGUCUCAGCUGCCUGGUUUCUUGGAACUCAUUGUGGAGUAUCUCAGGCGAUGCCUGAUUGAGAUCUUCGGGAUCCUGGAAGAAUAUGAGGUUGGGACCGAGGGCCAGAAAACACUCCUUGGUCCACUCCCAGAGCCCCCUAACGAGGAGGAGCUAGCCAGCCUAGAUAUGGACAACCAGUCAGAUGCAGACCAGACAGAACAGAGGCCAGAGGUGAAUGCAGAAGGGCCGGCCCCCAGCAGCUCACAGGAUGCAGACUUGGAAGAGAAAAAGGAGAAAGCCGGGGCAGUAAAAGAGGAGCUCGAGGAGGUAGGCGUGGCAGUAUCUUCACCUACAGAGAGUAGACCUAGACAGGCUAGCAAGUAUGACAAGCUACCAUUGAAAGUGGAGGAGAGAGAAGCAGAUGUUGACCUGGUGGAGGACCACUUGGAACAUCUUGGCCUGCUCAGGGAAUUCACUAGCGGGCUGCUGCACUGGAAGGCUGGUGGAGGAGACUCUACUGCUCACAUCCAGACGCACUUUGUGAGACAGACCGGGGAAUCUAUCAAGUGUGGCCCCUUGGCAGCCCAAGAGAAUGACCAGGUCAAGGAAACGAAAGAGACGGAGGAGGAGGAGGAGUCCAAGAAAGAGGAAGAAGAGGGACCUUCUUCAGCGAAGGGUGUGACUGCCACUGUGGAUGACAUGCUGUGUUCAAGGCCAGGCUCACUCCCUGAGGGUGAAAGCCAGCCAUUGCCCUUCCGCGAUCGAUCAAGUCAGAGUCACAUCACGCUGCUGGAGGAUGAGGCGCGCUGCUGGGAUGAAGCCCCUCUAUCCAUUGUAGAGCCCUGGCAGGAUGAGCUGGCCAAACGGUGCAUUUGUGUCUCUAACAUUAUCCGUGGUCUCUCUUUUGUGCCUGGCAACGACGGGGAGAUGGCACGCCACCCGGGCUUGGUGCUCAUCCUGGGUAAACUGGUGCUGCUGCACCACGAGCACCCACAGAGGAAAAAGAAAGCACCUCCACCACCUCCCGUCCUACAGCGCGAGGAAGAGCGUAGCCUGGCCUGCAGCAAGGAUGAGUGGUGGUGGGACUGCCUGUCAGCAUUGCGCGAGAACACAUUGGUCACGCUAGCAAAUAUGGCCGGCCAACUGGACCUGUCGUUGUACCCUGAGAGCAUCUGCUUGCCCAUCCUGGAUGGCCUGCUACAUUGGAUGGUGUGCCCGUCAGCCGAGGCACAAGACCCUUUCUGCACAGCAGUGGGCGGCAUCUCAUCAUCGCUCACACCCCAGCGACUAGCGCUGGAGUGCCUCUGCAAGCUAAGCAUCCAGGACUGCAACGUGGACCUACUGCUGGCCACACCACCGUUCAGCAGGCAGGAACGUCUCUACGCCGCACUGGUGCGCUUCGUGGCCGAGCGCAAGAGCCAGGUGUGCCGCGAGAUGGCGGUGGCGGUGCUUUCCAACCUGGCGCAGGGCGACCCCACGGCGGCACGGGCUGUGGCACUGCAGAAAGGCAGUGUAGGUACGCUCGUGGGUUUUCUGGAGGACUGCGUGGCCAUGGCACAGUACCAGCACAGCUCCCACAGCUUGCUGCACGCUGGUCACCCCGAGCCGCCCAGCGUCAACAUGAUGUGCCGUGCCGCCAAAGCCCUGCUGGCCAUGGCUCAGGUGGAAGAGAACCGGCCCGAGUUCGUGCUGUAUGAGAGCAGGCUGCUUGACAUCUCGCUUUCGUCCGUGCUGAACUCUGCUGUGGCGGCCAUUUUAUGCGAGGUACUGUUUAAACUGGGCCGCUCGUGACACGUACAGACAUGCUGGGAGAGCCACAACC
This is a messenger RNA of Chanos chanos (milkfish), 6490 nucleotides long. RefSeq names its product AT-rich interactive domain 1B (gene arid1b). Gene Ontology annotation, cellular component: brahma complex; nucleoplasm; SWI/SNF complex. Bases 1 to 6459 code for a protein of 2152 amino acids. Gene Ontology annotation, biological process: positive regulation of DNA-templated transcription; chromatin remodeling; regulation of transcription by RNA polymerase II. The transcript is spliced from 22 exons. Lineage: Eukaryota; Metazoa; Chordata; Actinopteri; Gonorynchiformes; Chanidae. Gene Ontology annotation, molecular function: nucleosome binding; DNA binding. The record is from RefSeq and is a predicted model, not a curated record.